Messenger RNA from Salvelinus sp. IW2-2015, 3098 nucleotides. It is a transcript of the gene sp7, whose product is annotated as Sp7 transcription factor. The record is from RefSeq and is a predicted model, not a curated record. Gene Ontology annotation, molecular function: RNA polymerase II cis-regulatory region sequence-specific DNA binding; DNA-binding transcription factor activity, RNA polymerase II-specific. Gene Ontology annotation, biological process: regulation of transcription by RNA polymerase II. Lineage: Eukaryota; Metazoa; Chordata; Actinopteri; Salmoniformes; Salmonidae.
GACAGUGUAGUGUAAAUUGGGGGGAAACGUAUUUAUUUUGCCUUCUGGCAAAUACGCACUUUCAGCAAAAGAAGAGAAUAUCUCUGUCCAUUUUAAACGAGUAGACAUAGGCUAGGCCCACCACAUGCAGAAAUAUCCGCCUACAAGUCCUAUGACUUGAUGUGCACUAUAAAACUUUGGCUGGCUCUUUUGUCCUGAGUGUUAAUUGGAUAUUGSAGGAAAUCUCCUGUUGAUUUGACCUGCGCUUUGUAACCACUUGACACGCUGAUCWUAAAUGAUAGGAUUAAGGCCAUGUAGCCUAAUGCACGACCCGCUCAAUACGAGCUCUUCAAAGGUAGUCGGAUUGUUGUUCGAACGUUCUUUAUCUGGUGAUCUUUAUAAAAUAUCAUGUUAAGACAGGACAAUGAGGAGAGAGUCCGUUUGUGAACAAUGCGCCAUUGUUGAAGGGUAUAAAUAAAUCAAACCGUUUCAAAUGUCAUGGUGACCAUUCAGGACUAACAUGUUUGGCAAGAUUUCAACUGACAACAAUACUGUUACUGAGAACAAUUUAGUUGAGGAGGAAGCUCGCUAUGGUUCCAGUCCUCUUGCUAUGCUAACCGCUACCUGCAACAAGUUUGGCAGCACCAGCCCGGUGAGGGAUUCAGCCACCCCGGGCAAGGCCGGCCCCGGCAGCUCCGCUCCAGGCAAGAAGCAGUACACCAUGAGCUCAGAGCUCCAGGGACAGAGAAUCAGCAGAGGAGGAGAGAGCAUGGAGAACUCCUACACUGGUUCCUUCAGCUCAGCAGGGGGGUUACUCACACCCACUGGUAGCCCUCCUCCAUCCUCUGGGGGGUAUACGUCAGAGUACAACCCCUUCUCCCACUCCUUCCAGACCUCCAUGUCCCAGGGCCAGGACCAGUCUCUGCUGGUGUCCAAGGCCCACGCCACGGCCGACUGUCUGACCAGCGUCUACACCUCCCUGGACAUGACUCACCCCUACGGCUCCUGGUACAAGGCAGGCAUCCACCCCGGCAUCACCGCCGCGCCCUCCAACACCACUUCCUCCUGGUGGGACGUCCACCCCAAUACCAACUGGCUGAGUGCUGCCCAGCCCCAGUCCGACGGCCUCCAGGGAUCCCUCCAACCCGUCCCUCCCCAAGCCUCCCUCAGCCCCCAGCUGCCCAGCUACACCUCUGACUUCACCUCUCUGAACCCAGCUCAGUACCCCUCGGUGGGCCUGGGAUCCACAUCACACCUCCUCCAGUCCUCCCAGCACAUGCUGCCUCAGGACAUGUACAAGCCCAAGCCGGUGUCUGGCGGGGGGCUGAUGGAGAGUCAGAUGGGCCUGAAGCCUGCUGGUGGAUCACGGGGGUACGGUGGAGGAACCACCACUGGCCGGUCCAACUGUGACUGUCCCAACUGUCAGGAGCUGGAGCGGCUUGGGGCCUCGGCUGCAUCCCUGAGGAAGAAGCCCGUUCAUAGCUGCCACAUCCCGGGGUGUGGGAAGGUGUACGGUAAGGCCUCGCAUCUCAAAGCCCACCUCCGCUGGCACACCGGGGAGAGACCUUUCGUCUGCAACUGGCUGUUCUGCGGGAAACGUUUCACACGUUCCGACGAACUGGAGAGGCACGUCCGUACGCACACCCGAGAGAAGAAGUUCACCUGCCUGCUGUGUAACAAGAGAUUCACCCGCAGCGACCACCUCAGCAAGCACCAGAAGACCCACGCAGAGUCUGCCCUGCAGCAGGCCAAGACCGGGGAGGGAGAGGCUCAGGACCCCAGGAACAACGAUGAGACGACAGACCCCAAUAACCUCAACACGGCCGUGCAGAAUAACAACGUCCCYAGUGAGACGACUACCAACGGAGAGGAGAAGACUGGCUCAGCCAACGGGGUAGAGACGAGCAGUGGACUGCUGGAGAUUUAACUUCAGCGUAUGUGGGUCUUAUAGAGAUGUUUUGUUCAGUUAGUGUGCCACCGUUGUGGUGCAAAGUUUACUAUAUAUCUAAAAACAAAACAGCAUUAUUUACUAUUUGUACAUGCUGCCUGCGCGUUUGACAUUAAUUGUCAAAGGAUGUAUUUGACAUAGUUUGUAUUGACUUUCAAGAUAACUGGCCAGGCUGGUCGGAAAUACCCAUUCUGUGGACUACACACACACACACACACACACACACACACACACACACACACACAAUUUCUUAAUUUUCAGUAAGACAAACCACUAAAUUCAAUCUGUAAGAUCAGAGGGGGAAAAAACCAAGAAGAAAAUGUGUGUAUCUAGUAUGAGGGACGUAAUGGAGCAUUGCUUUGCCAUGGUACAUUAUUGGCUCAGUAAGAACCAGUCUCUGAUAUCGGGUACGUCUUGUUUUUGGGUUUGAGUCUGUGCGCUUCCUAUCAUGUCUUAUUUAAUUUUAGAUUUACACAAAUAAUCUAAUUUAUGUAUUAAAUUAUAAGCAUUAAAGAUUAUCGUGCAUUUUUCAGGCAGUGCAUUGUUGGAUAAUAAUGGCAAGAUAAAGCUGGCCAUUGAUCAUUUAGUAAAUUAAGAUUUUCUUUUUGGUUUCUUUUAUUUAUUGAUUAUAACCAUGGUGAUGUUUUCGGUGCUAUCUUGUUUGAAGAUGUAUUUAUAGAUCUUGAAAUGAAUUGUUUCUGCUAACUAUUUUCUAUAUAACCUUUCUAUUGUGAAGUCUAAACACCUGCCACGUUGAUAGUUGAUAAAAGCGUUCUCCUUGAGGGUACUUAUCGCUGUAAUGUCAGGUGUGUUAUUUUUCUACCUUUUUCUAUUUUGUUGAUAAACUUCUUUCCAACUAUAAUGAAAAUGACACAACAAUAAUAUUAASACACACUGAUUAAAUUAGAAAUCAGAUGUUAUAUGUUCAUGUCUUCAAAGAAAGUCCAAAGUUUAUCACAUCAAUGCAUGAUGGAUAUUUGGGAUAAUAAACUCCUGAUAUUUUGUGAUUGAACUUCAUGAAGAAUAUUAGUUGGAACUUUUGCAGGAUGUGGAAUGAGCUAAAUAAUGAAACAGUAAUUCAGCAUGAGCUUGGUAUAGGAGUAUGUCUGAGUGUCAUGAUUUGGAAGUCAUGACAUGGAAUGGUGCUUCAGUAAAAGGAAAAAAAAAACUA